AUGAUGUCUGAUCCUAUGAUGGACACGCCAUCGCCACAUCCAGAUCUCAAUCGAAACCGCCUGCCUACCCUCUUCGAGGUCCUCAGCCGGCAGACUUUAGCUCCCGUCGACCUCUUUUCCUUCUACAUCUACAUGCGAGAUCAGCAAAGAUCUGUUGACUAUCUUGAUUUCUGGCUCGACGUCUCCCAGCACAUGUCCCUUUGCCGACACUAUGUUCGCGAAUUGCGUCGCUCGGUCCUCAUCGAAACACCAGAGUUGGAGAAGCAUGGUUCAAAACGCUCAUCUUACAUACUAGACCACAUUGGAGACAUGAACGAUCCGUCGGGUCCAUCGACGAAUCUCAACUCCGAUGAGAAGAUCAAGGACCAGCAUCUCUCCGCCUACUUACGCUCGGACAACGGGAACGGAGCUGGCAAUGGCAACGGCAAUGGCAACGGAAACAACCAUUCACCACAGAGCAGUCUGGGGUCUCAGUCCAACUUUCAAGGAUCAGGGGAUCGACCUUCGAAUGGGACAGACAGGGAGCGUCCGCCUAGACCUAGCUUCAUGACCAACGGCUCUCCUGGUCGGACGGACUCAAACUCCCCAGCACAUACCGUUGCAAGGGCAGACAUAAGGGCCAGUGCAGAGAAAAUCCUCUACACCUUCCUGUUACCGGGCUCGGAGCGAGAGAUCAUCCUACCGCAGGGUAUCCUGACCGAUAUCACUACAUCUAUUGAGGAAGAAGGUCGCGACGAUCCCGAGGUCUUCGACGCGGCGAAAGACUACACUUUCCAGGCCAUGGAACGCGACGCCUUUCCAGGCUUUCUCCGGGCAAAGGCGCUUGGCAAUUUAGUGCCACCAAGCUCUUUCCUCCGAUUAUGCCUGGGUCUGCUGGGAUUGUUUGGUGCGUUCUGGGCUGGUUUUGCAUGCAUUUUACUGGAUAAGCCAAAACAUAUCCGUUGCUGGCUCAUUCUUCCCUUCACCAUUGGCGUUUACGCCCUUUCAUCCCAACAAUACUCGAUCGACCCUGUUCUCGCCCUGGCUGGUCUCAGCGAAUACACCUUCAUGAAUUGGUCACGGAUAAGAGAACCUUACAUCCGAAAGCUCAUGAACAAACGCGCAAUGAUGGUCUUGUUCUUCACCGUGCUGAUUGGCGUGUGCCUGAUCGUACUUUUCAUUUUCGUCCCUGGACACCGACUUUAG
This is a messenger RNA of Letharia columbiana, 1185 nucleotides long. RefSeq lists its product as uncharacterized. The transcript has 3 exons. Gene Ontology annotation, cellular component: plasma membrane. Gene Ontology annotation, biological process: intracellular protein localization. Lineage: Eukaryota; Fungi; Ascomycota; Lecanoromycetes; Lecanorales; Parmeliaceae. The coding region runs from base 1 to 1185 and encodes 394 amino acids. The record is from RefSeq and is a predicted model, not a curated record.